This is a messenger RNA of Pristis pectinata (smalltooth sawfish), 1264 nucleotides long. It is a transcript of the gene ndufaf4, whose product is annotated as NADH:ubiquinone oxidoreductase complex assembly factor 4. The transcript has 3 exons. Gene Ontology annotation, biological process: mitochondrial respiratory chain complex I assembly. Lineage: Eukaryota; Metazoa; Chordata; Chondrichthyes; Rhinopristiformes; Pristidae. The coding region runs from base 75 to 602 and encodes 175 amino acids. Gene Ontology annotation, cellular component: mitochondrion. The record is from RefSeq and is a predicted model, not a curated record.
UCCCGCCAGCUCGUUGCUCCGGGAGGCGUUGCCGAGCAGCCGGCUUACUGGCCGGCGGUAGGAGGAGGAGGACCAUGGGCUCGCGGGUGACGCGCGCGCUGCGGAACUUUAACCUGGAGAACCGGGCGCACGCGGAGAUCAGCAGGCGGAAGCCCGGCAGCGCCCCGCGCCACCCGGGCACCGGGGCCCUGCUGGAGCAGCAGCUGCGCGAUCAUCCUCAAGUAAGUGAAGUUCAUAACAAGAAUGAAGAACUGCUGUCUUUUCUGAAAGAUGUUUAUGUUGAUUCAAAAGAUUUUCAAUCAAAGAACCUUCCAAUUGAUGAGACAUCUAAGCAACUGCAGGAGCACAGACUUCCCAAAGCCACUUUGAGUCAUGACCCUUUCGGCAUUACACAAAUUCCAAAAGGCAAGCUGAGUAUAGUGGAAGCUCUUACAGUUCUGAACAAUCACAAGCUCCAUCCCGAAAUAUGGACUGCUGAUAAAAUAGCUGAAGAAUACAGUCUAGAACUUAAAGAUGUUAAAGGACUGCUGGAAUUUUUCAAACCCUUUGAAAUAAAAAUUCUACCUCCAAAGCAAGAGAAAAAACUGAUAUCUGCAAGAUAAUAUGCACCAUUUCAGUCAAUAUAUAAGAUGAGCAUCAAAUGUUCAAUUUCUUUAUUUAAGAUUUACAACAUGUUCAAGUAAUGGGAAUGUUAUGGAUAUUAUGUCUAAAGCUUUAGACCUAUGCUGUGAGUGAAUUGGUGCAGAACUGCUAACCUGUGUAUUAGUCAUGAACUAUACCACAACAUAUCAUCACUGCAGUUUAGUGUUUCACACUGUAGUGGAUGUAUCACAACAAUCUGUCUCUUUAACAUUAUGUUUUCGUAACCUUGUGAAAGUGCAACCACUCAGGGCUGUUUGAUCUGGAUCAUUGUACUUUGCAGUUUCUGGUACAUAUUAGAAAUUAUUACCUUCAUUGCAUUUUCUAUUCUGACCACUACAGUUUUUGGUUCCAAUGAAGGUCUCUUUGUAACGUGUUCCAAUUUGGUGUUCACUGAAUCUUUGGUCAAAAAAACUGGAUAUAUCAAAAUAUGGCAUUGAGAGAAAGUUUGUCCUGUUUUUGACACUGUUAAUGUGUAGGAGAAAAGUGUGGUGCAAGUAUAACAUGUUUAUUUCCGAUACAUUCCUGGAAAUGUAUUUAAAACCUGGGAAUGCACUGAUAUGUUUUCAUGUUUUGCCUGUAAUAUUGGAAAUCCAAAAGGAUAAUAGCAAAUCUUAAAAGUUAA